Lampris incognitus (smalleye Pacific opah) is the source of this 759-nucleotide messenger RNA. RefSeq names its product nuclear protein 1b (gene nupr1b). Bases 110 to 334 code for a protein of 74 amino acids. Gene Ontology annotation, biological process: negative regulation of cell population proliferation; negative regulation of cell cycle; regulation of transcription by RNA polymerase II. NCBI's taxonomy places the organism in Eukaryota, Metazoa, Chordata, Actinopteri, Lampriformes, Lampridae. Gene Ontology annotation, cellular component: nucleus. The transcript is spliced from 3 exons. The record is from RefSeq and is a predicted model, not a curated record.
CGCAGCGAGUCGGGCUGGACACAGACGGCGGAGUGGUUUUGUUUAUCAUCGACGCGAAGUUUUACCUUAGAUUUUACUUUUUUUUAACGAUUUCCUAAUACGAACCAACAUGAGUUUCGUCGACGUGAAAAACCUCCAGCCAACCAAUUUUGAAGACCAAUAUUACGACAAAUAUGAAUAUUACAACCUAACGGACAAAUACGCGGGUGGCGCUGCACGCAAAGGCCGAACAAAGAAGGAGGCCAGCGAGAACACCAACCGACCCAACCCUGGAGGCCAUGAACGCAAGAUUGUGGAGAAGCUGCAGAACUCCGAAAAAAAGGCCAAGGAGUGAAGCUGAGGGCAAAUCGGACGGCUAAUCCUGGCAACCGACCGUGGCCGCCUUGGCCACAGAUGGAGAUGGGCAGACGGCAUAGAGCAUGAGCCCUAAUCAGCAUGGUUAUCACGGGCAUGGGUGACGCACAUGGUGGCAAAUGGGGUGUCUCUGGCUUCACCAAGGGUCAUCGUCCUCGCUUGAUGAGCGAGGAGUGAUUUCAAGAGCAGACCCACGUGGGCCCUUACCUGAGUGUCACACUGUAUUGUCAGAUGGCCUGUAUUGGUGUCUACUUGCCAGUGGUCCUAAUGACUGUAAAAACAAGUGGCGAGCAACAGUAACGAUGGAAGCAGUUGUGUUGUUGUUGUUUUGUUUUUUUUCUUAUAAUUUUCAAUGAUUUGUUUUAAAGCAAACAAUGUUGGAAAAAUAAAUGCUUUAAAAAGUGA